AUGUAUAGAAGGAAAAAAAUGGGCAUUGUACUUCAUUCACUUAGUGUGUCUAACGUCUUACGUUCUCAAAACCAUUAUCUAUCUAAUGGAUAUGGAUAUUGUAUUCUAAAGCGCUUUAACUCGUCUUUAUGUACACGCCAACAGCUAUUGGAAGAUAUUCUCUUUGUUCAUAACGAUUUAACGACAACUACAAGUUGGUCUAUGCCUCUUGAUCAAUUAGAAUCAAUUCUACAACAAAUAUGUUCGGAUGAGUACCAUCUAUCUCCACUAAGAUAUCUUCUCAUCCCGGAGUAUGCUUUUUCAAAGUAUUAUGCCGAAGUACUUAUAUCAUCUUAUCCUGAUAUCAUGUUUCGCAAAAGUCGACGUCAUCGUGGUUCUAUAGAGGUUCUUUUACCGCAUAAGGAUGAUGUAGUGGUCUACACUGGUUUAGCACGUUUCUUAUAUCGUUUCUCUUGUGGUAGCUUACCGCUAAAUGAUGAUUACCGAAUAUUGAAUCGAUCAAGUAUCGAGGCUUUUUAUAAAAGUCUUCUAGGUAUAAGGGUUCAAAGGUUGUACUCAAUUGAAUUAGAUGAAUCCUUGAAUUUCAUUCCUAAAACUCAUUUAUUAGAGACGCUGUCACCUAUCCUUCAUGAUAAGUCUGUCUAUAGACUCAUAUCUCAGUUGAUGGAACUCAAUAUUUUACAUCAGGAUAUGUAUCAUCCACCAUCUCCUUAUGGUAUACCAACUCUAGGUGAAAUAUGCAGAGUCUUAUUCAAUCUAUACUUGGCCGAAAGCUUUGAUCCUGGCUUUGCUCGAAAGUAUCCUAGUAUUGAGUUUGAGAGGUAUUAUGAUACCGUUUUUAUCUUUAUUAAAGACAAUGAACAAGAAAAGGCUUUCUUCGGUAUAGAAGAUCUGCUGGUAGAUCUUGAGCUAGUCAACGGGUAUAUAAAGUCUAUCGAUACUUUAGGAUGUAUGUACUCGAGAAUAGGUCCUGUAAAGAAAGUCUUUCGUAUUGCACCUGAUGGCACGAUAGAACGUGGAGAAGAUCGAUUUGAUUGUAUAUAA
This is a messenger RNA of Daucus carota subsp. sativus, 1044 nucleotides long. The record is from the annotation of a RefSeq genome assembly. Lineage: Eukaryota; Viridiplantae; Streptophyta; Magnoliopsida; Apiales; Apiaceae.